Molecule: messenger RNA, 1267 nt
Organism: Ictalurus furcatus (blue catfish)
Lineage: Eukaryota; Metazoa; Chordata; Actinopteri; Siluriformes; Ictaluridae
Exons: 9
Coding region: 305-1267 (320 amino acids)
Source: RefSeq, a predicted model, not a curated record
AUGCCUUAAAUGUUGUACUUUUUAGGUCACCCUGCCUGAAGCUGAGGAGGAACAUCAGAAGGAUGUGGAGACCAUUGCUCAGCUGAAGGUGGAGAAGUCUGACCUGAAAGACCAGGUGAAGACACUGCAAGGAAGAGUGAGGUACACAGAGAACCUGCUCCAUUUUGUUGAGGUGGAGAAGUCUGGCCUGAUCACCCAGGUGGAGUCACUGCAAAGAAGAGUGAAGACCGUGGUAAAAGAUGUCUGUAACACUGACUGGGAGUUAGGCACAUGCGUACAUGAAGUUCAGGUGAAGAACAAUGAGAUGAAGAAGCAUCUGAUACACGCAGAGGAGAUACUGAAGGUCUCCAUGGCUGAAGCUGAGGAGAAACAUCAGACGGCUCUGGAGACCAUUGCUCAGCAGGAGGUGGAGAAGUCUGGCCUGACCACUCAGAUGGAGUCACUGCAAAGAACAGUGCAGACCAUAGUGGAACUUGUCUGUGACACUGACUGGGCGUUUGGCACAUGCAUACAUGAGGUUCAGGUGAAGAAUGAUGAGAUGAAGAAGCUUCUGAUAGACGCAGAGGAGUUACUGAAGGUCUCCCUGUCUGAAGCUGAGGAGAAACAUCAGAAGGCUGUGGAGACCAUUGCUCAGCUUGCGAUGGAGAAGUCUGGCCUGACCACUCAAGUGGAGUCACUGCAAGGAAGAGUGAGGUACACAGAGAACCUACUCGAUUUUGUGCAGAAGGAGAAGUCUGACCUGACCACCAAACUGAUGACACUGCGAAGAAGAGUGAAGGCUGUGGUGAAACAUGUCUUUGACACUGACUGGGAGUUAGGCACAUGUGUACAUGAGGUUCAGGUGAAGAACAAUGAGAUGAUGAAGCAUCUGAUAGACGCAGAGGAGAUACUGAAGGUCUCCAUGGCUGAAGCUGAGGAGAAACAUCAGAUGGUUCUGGAGACCAUUGCUCAGCUGGAGGUGGAGAAGUCUGGCCUGACCACUCAGAUGGAGUCACUGCAAAGAACAGUGCAAACCAUAGUGGAACUUGUCUGUGACACUGACUGGGCGUUUGGCACAUGCAUACAUGAGGUUCAGGUGAAGAACGAUGAGAUGAAGAAACAUCUGAUAGAUGCAGAGGAGAUACUGAAGAUAAUCGGUCCUUCUAGAGGCCCUUUUGAUAGAGAAUCACUUUCUAGUCUUCCUGUCGAAGUCCCGUCUUCUCCAGCUCAGUGCUCGGUUCUGGCACUCUCCUACAGCUGGCAUGCAUCCAUGUGGCUCUCUGGCUGA